AUGGAGAUUGAACCCGACAUUGACUUGACAGGUCAAUCGACGACACAAGCUGCCCCUGCAUCUCAGCAGCACCAGCAGCAACAACCCCCGGCCUACGACAACAAUGCUUCAUCGUCAACACCAACAGCACCCAUAGCAGGUACCAUUUCACAGUCAUCAGCAUCAGUAGGAUAUAAUGGCGAGGAUACUUUGGACGAGCCCGUGUCCACGACUAUUUUACGUGAACUUCGACAAGUGGGAGGCAAAUUGAAGCAAGUGCUAAAUCCAAAUGGAAAUCGACAUGUUCUCAGAGACUGGGACUUGUGGGGACCGUUGGUGCUUUGUCUGGCCCUCGCAAUAAUAUUGAGUACCCAGGCGCCCGAUGAUCAAGCUGUCCCUAUAUUUACUGGUGUCUUUGUAAUUGUUUGGCUGGGGUCAGCGGUGGUCACCCUCAAUGCCAAGCUGCUGGGCGGUGCGGUCUCGUUCUUUCAAUCUGUGUGCGUGCUAGGAUACUGUCUGUUUCCAUUGGUGCUCUCGGCAGUGUUUGCUAUCUUUGUCAAACUGAUCUGGGCAAGAUUACCUAUAGCCAUUGUUACUUUUGCCUGGUCGACUUAUGCUUCCAUAGGAUUCCUUUCAGAAUCACAAGUACAUUUGACUGAUAGACGCGUUCUGGCGGUUUAUCCACUGGGUCUGUUUUACUUUGUGAUUUCUUGGCUUACACUAAUAUCCUAA
Messenger RNA from Zychaea mexicana, 711 nucleotides. RefSeq names its product Yip1 domain-containing protein. NCBI's taxonomy places the organism in Eukaryota, Fungi, Mucoromycota, Mucoromycetes, Mucorales, Lichtheimiaceae. The coding region runs from base 1 to 711 and encodes 236 amino acids. Gene Ontology annotation, cellular component: membrane; trans-Golgi network. The record is from RefSeq and is a predicted model, not a curated record. The transcript has 6 exons. Gene Ontology annotation, biological process: endoplasmic reticulum to Golgi vesicle-mediated transport.